Messenger RNA from Malassezia japonica, 657 nucleotides. RefSeq lists its product as uncharacterized. The transcript is spliced from 2 exons. Gene Ontology annotation, cellular component: nucleus; cytosol; EKC/KEOPS complex. The record is from RefSeq and is a predicted model, not a curated record. Gene Ontology annotation, biological process: tRNA threonylcarbamoyladenosine modification. Lineage: Eukaryota; Fungi; Basidiomycota; Malasseziomycetes; Malasseziales; Malasseziaceae. Bases 1 to 657 code for a protein of 218 amino acids.
AUGGAAAGCGUACGGCUGCCGGCGGCGCUGGGGGCGCCGUACGAGCGCGUGUACCUCGCGCAGUUUGACGGGGUGACGAAUGGCGCGCAGCUGAAAGACGCGCUCAUCUCCGCGUCCAAGUCGGACGAAAAUUCCGACGAGCGGCGGCGGAUGGACUAUGCAUUCGUCGACGCGCGCCUCGUGGCGAGCAGGCGCCAGCUGCUCACGGCGGUCGUCGAGGCGAUUGUCGCGUCCGAGCGUGUGCGCAACGGCGAGCUCGUUGGGCUCAAAACCCCGUCGGUGCACUCGGAGAUUUUGUGGGCGCUGAAUCCGAAUAACAACAUUGCCGACGCGCUGCGCCGCUUUGGCGUGUCAAAAGCGACGACGACGCUGCUACUCGUGCGCGUCGCGCGCGCGCCGCCGCACGGGCCCGAGCCGGGCGCGGUGGCCGCCGCGAUGGACGCGCUCGUCGACGGCACGCUGCGCAUGGCCGGCGUCGCGCUCCCCGGCGACGACGAGCUGCCUACGAGCGCCGGCGCACUCGGCACCUCGGUGCUCGACUGGCCCGAGCUCGCGAAAGUGUACAAGCUGCGCGAGACGCACGACUAUGCAAAAGCGACUCCCGCGUCGGUCGAGCCGCUGCUGUGCUCGGCCGUGGCGACCAAGUUUCUUGGCUAG